Molecule: messenger RNA, 1528 nt
Organism: Xiphophorus hellerii (green swordtail)
Lineage: Eukaryota; Metazoa; Chordata; Actinopteri; Cyprinodontiformes; Poeciliidae
Gene: kctd14
Product: potassium channel tetramerization domain containing 14
Exons: 4
Coding region: 684-1409 (241 amino acids)
Biological process (GO): protein homooligomerization
Molecular function (GO): protein binding
Source: RefSeq, a predicted model, not a curated record
UAUAACUUUAGAGGCCUCUGUCUCUCUAAGAAAUUCCUGCUCUUCCCAUCUUUGCCUUCAGGAAGUCAUUACUCCCCUUUAUGUCUUUUACAACCGCUCUUAGCGUUGAACUAACAGGUAGCUGUGCAGCUCCAUCAGGUAUUUGCUAAUUGCUCCUGCUGCUAGUUUGAAGGGCCUGAGUGGGGAAAUCUGAUUGCUGUUUAAAUUUAUGAUGAACACUCAUAGUUUUCAUUGUACACUUGAAAUAUAGCAAUGAAAAAUAUACCUUUAAGUGACAUUUUAUACUGAAGUGCGUUAAUUUGAUCAUCUUGUGAAAUAUAGUGCUCCAUAUUUUAGUAAUGAUAGAAAAUUUAGCUUUUAAUCACAAAUUAACACUAGUAAAUAAAAUGUAAAAAGAACUUAGCAUCCAUUCAAGUGUAAUUUUUGUGUAUCCUGUCUGCUCCGAGUCUUUUUGUUAUAUAAAAUAUUUAUUUAGAUUUAUGAGUAAAUCUUAGUAACACUGGUUGCUAAAGUAAUUUUCAUUUGUCCUCUGAGAUACUCAUUAGACAGGUUUCUAAAAAUGCAGCAGAGUGAGACAUCUUCCCAGCGUUCCAACGUCUAUGGUUGGAUCCGGGUUAGGCCACGCCCCCUAGCUGCUACCUGCUCGACUCCUCGGUCCCACCUGGACUUUCAGAGGACGCAAGAUGAGUCUGCCGGACUACAAAUCAACUGGUAGACAACCUUCAUCUGUGCUCUCGCGCUCUCCUGUGGUUCAGCUAAAUGUCGGGGGUCACCUGUUCAGCACCACACUGAGCACGCUCAGAAGACACCCGGACUCCAAGGUGGCGGAGCUGUUCGGCUCUCAGCCCAAAGUCAGCACCGACGCUCAGGGACGCUUCUUCAUCGACCGCGACGGUUCCCACUUCGGAGCCGUUCUGGAGUUCCUGAGGUCGGAGAAGCUGCCGACGGAAAACAUCCAGGAGGUGUAUACAGAAGCGGUCCACUACAACAUCAAGGAACUGAUCAAACGUCUGGAGGAGACGCCUGAGCUGUUUGGGGAGCUGGUGGGGAGACAGCAGUUCCUCUCCAGGGUCCCGCACUACAAAGAAAACAUCGAGGUUCUGAUCCGUAUUGCCAGAGCGGAGGCCGUGGCCGCGCGCCGCUCCACCAUCCUCAUCUGCGUCAUGCGGACGGAGGACGACCUGGGUUUCUAUGACAACGCCGUAAACAGCCUGGAGGCGGGCACGGAGUCUGCGGUGACGUUCGGGCCGUGGAAGGCCGACCCGUCCGUCAGAGACCUGCUGGACUGCGUGAAGAUGGACAUCGAGCGUCGCGGCUACAACGUUAGCAUCGAGGCGCACGCGCCCGAGCGCAGCUUCCUGUCCAAGAGCUACGACUUCUUCUACAAACUCACCUUCACCUGGUGGUGACGAGGCGCCCGGGAACUAAACGACUGCACUUUAUUAAUUAAUUAUAAUGAGCUGCACCUUCUGGUUUUCUGAAGGAAUAAUAUUCAAUCAAAAUAAAAUACAUCAAUCUUUUUUUUAAA